This is a messenger RNA of Branchiostoma belcheri (Belcher's lancelet), 5488 nucleotides long. RefSeq lists its product as uncharacterized. The transcript is spliced from 8 exons. The record is from RefSeq and is a predicted model, not a curated record. Bases 34 to 4926 code for a protein of 1630 amino acids. Gene Ontology annotation, biological process: signal transduction. NCBI's taxonomy places the organism in Eukaryota, Metazoa, Chordata, Leptocardii, Amphioxiformes, Branchiostomatidae. Gene Ontology annotation, molecular function: protein binding.
GUGUUCUUAAACCUGACACCUGUGUGAGUCAUCAUGGCUCAAGUCCAGGGGGAGGCUGGGUGCUCAGGUGAAACUACAGAGUUCAGCUCAGUUCUCCUGGUGAGUGACCAGUAUGCCACAUCAGAGGACUGCGGUUCUAUCAGCAGCAGACAGGUGGCCCAGACCCUAACAGGAGCAGGUAGGAAAGUUUACAGUACCAUUUUGAAAGAAACAGAGGAGGACAGAAAGUGUGCUGAGGCUGAUGGAGUGGAGCUCAUCCUCCCAACCUGCAAUGAUGGAGACACAAGGGAACCUUGUUUGGAUUGGCUGACCUUUGACCACCUCAACCGCUAUCCCAGACUCCCACAGGAUGCAGGGUGGAUUGUGGGUCAUGCAGGGGUCACCAGCAGAGCAGCCGCAACUAUCAAGGAACAGCGUCUCCCCCAAGCAAGUCUCAGUCUUGUCACCCAGACUAUACCUGAAGACACAGAGAAGUACAAGGAAGAGGAGAAGGCCAUGGGCAUUGGUGAGAAGGAAGACUUGAUCAGACAAGAUGCAGAGAAGGCAGACACUGUGUUCUCUGUGGGGCAUAGAACACACGACUACUUUACAAACACAUUUCGUGCAAUUCCUAAAGACAAAAGGCCAACUCACUACCUCUUCCUGCCCAAACCAUCAGACAUGUCACAGAAGACUACAGUUGAGUACUUCGAAACAACUGAGAAAGUUGUUCUGUUGAUCAGCAGGGUGACAACAGUUGAGAGGGUGAAAGGUCUUGACUUAGCAGUCAAGGCCUUGUCUAAGGUAGUAGAAAGGAGUCAGGACAGAAUCAGGUUGCGUAUUCAUACUGUCAGUAAAGAGGAGUUUCAGUUCAGUAAGGACAUCCUCCAAACCAGCUUCAACUCAGGAAAACUCAUCCCCACCUUUCUCCCACACGGCACCCAGGAAGACAUCUGCCGAGACAUGCAGCAGGCCCACCUGGUUCUCAUGCCCUCCCGUGCAGAACCCUUCGGACUGGUUGGUCUGGAGGCUAUGGCAGCCGGCGUGCCAGUCCUCAUAUCUGACCAAUCAGGACUGGCUACCUUGGUCACUAAGGUCGUACCAGAAUUCCACCACUCUAUUGUUGGAAUCACGGGGGAUGAUUGUGUAGAUGUUGGACGUUGGGCAUAUCAGAUUGAGAAAGUUCUGCGUAUGUCAGAAGCCGAGUUCCGUCGGGCGUCUGAACUCAAGCAAAAGCUCCUGGAGUCCAAAUACUGGGAAGAGUCUCAUCAGCAGUUCCUUCAGGCAUGUGGAGGUGCAGGUCAUGUUGCUGAAGCCCAGAAGGGAAAGAGUGGAGCAGCUCUAAACAGAGUCGGAGAGACAUCCACUGAUGAAGGGUUGAGGAAUCGUUCCAAUCAAGGUUCACUACAACACUCUACAGGCCAACUGAAGAGGAAGAGGGAGGAUGGAGAAGAGUUUCCUGUGAAGAAGAAACCAGCUCCUGGUACAUGUAGGGAGGAAGGGUUCCAAGUGGGAGGUGUUCAGAAGUACUUCUAUUACGUGAAGGAAAAGGUGAGCUCAGACUGGAAAGAUGUGGCCCUCCAUCUUGGGGUUGAACAAGCUGACAUCGACAACAUCGAAGGGAGAAACCGGGAUGACAAGUCUUGCUGUAUGGACCUGUUGGAGGAAUGGCUGAAGGGUAACAGAGAGAGAGCCACCAUAGAGGGCCUGAUGGAGGCUCUGAUCAAGGCAAACCUUCAGAGUGUUGUGGAUGGUCUAACGAAGGAGUUUCCUGGUAAGAAGUUUCUAGUCCCAGUUGGAGCAUCAGGAACAGUGGCUUCUUCAGUGAAUCUGACAGAUUUGUUUCAGAGGUCUGUGAAGAAGUACUAUGAGUUGAAACUGACUCACUUUAAGCCUCUGAUCUGGAAUGAUGACUUCACACUUAGCCUCAGUGACAUUUUCACUCAGUUAGACUUGAAACAAACAAAAGAAAGACAAAUCAAAAUGCCCAGGCGUAAAGAAUAUCGCCAGAUAUUAUCAGGGCAAGAAGAACAAAGGAAAGAACUGAAGUCAUUAGACAACUUAUUCGAGCAAAAUAUCACAGGACUGUCCACAGUACCAAGAUGCAUUCUGAUUGAGGGUGAAGCAGGAGGGGGGAAGACAACAUUUCUGUCCAAAGAAGCCCUAGAUGCCGUCUCACAGAAAACAGAACUGGGCAGACGGCACAACAUCGUCCUGUUGAUCCCACUCCGGGAGGUAAGAGAGGAGGAGACCAUAGAGGAGAUAGUGUGUGACCAGUAUGGUCCUGAAACAACUGAAGGUAUUGAUGCACAAUCUAUUAGAAAAAUCCUACAGAGCAACGAGUCCCGUGUGCUCUUCCUCCUGGAUGGGUAUGAUGAGCUGCGGCCUGAGGCCAAAGCAGCCGGGCAGGCCAUUCCCAAACUGCUGUCUGGCAAGCUGUACCCCAACAGCACGAUUGUGAUCACCUCCCGACCCUCAGCAGGAGUGCAGCAGCACACCCGGCCAGACUGUCGCGUGUGCAUCAUGGGCUUCUCCCCCGAGCAUGUGGAGAAACAUGUGAGGAAAUAUUUCUCAAUCACAGAACAUCCUGAGCUUGCAGAUGAUUUCAUCAAACAGUAUUUCACUGAUGAUGAUGACAGUGAUGAUAGUAUUGACAGUGAUGAUGAUGAUAUCAACAGUGGCGAUGAUGAUAAUACACUUAGUGAUGAUUUAGCUAAUUCCAGUCAUGAGAAGGAGAAUACAAGAAGUGCUCUAGUGCUGAAAGAUGACGAAAUCGAAAGUAACUUAAUCAAAACUCCAAUGUUCUUGAUGUUGCUGUGUCUGCUGUGGGAGGAGAACCAAGAGAUGGUGUCAACUGCAACAAGGGUGGGGCUAUAUGACAAAUUGCUGACAUCUCUGGUCAGAAAGUACUGUGAGCGGGAAGGAGUGGACAUGCCAACAGAAGGGCUGCCUACAGAGGUUGCUGAGUCUUUGCUCCAGCUUGGUAAGCUUGCACAAGAGGCACUGCUGAGAAAUGAGACCCUGCUUGAUGUUACACUAGCAGAGAGAGAAAAUUUGAAUUGGCAGUCACUCUUAAAGCUUGGUGUGGUCUCCUUGGAGGUUUCUUCCUCUAGAUUGCAUCCUAGGAAACAGUUGAACUUUUCACACAAGACGAUGCAAGAGUUCCUGGCCGGACGAUAUGUCACUCAUGCUCAAGCAAGCCAAGACAUUGUUGAACUACUGCAGCUCACCUCCAUAAGCAAGGCUCUUGAACUCGGUAACCUGCUUCAGUUCACAUGUGGCUGUGACUCACAGGCAGCACAAGCAGUGAUGGAGGGACUAUGCAAGCUCAGCAGAAGAGAGUUUACACACUUGCAACCAGAACAGUUUGAAAUAUCAAACGUGCCAAUGAAUGGAAACAUGCAAAAGUCCUGUGAUACUUAUGAAGAAUUUGUACACUUGUGCCUGAACAUCCUUAGUGAGAGACAAGAACCAGAAGUGCUUCAGGGUUUCAGUAAAGCCCUGCCAGUUGUCGUGCUGAACAGCUCCAUUAACAGGAAAGAAGCCACAGCUCUUAAGUAUUACAUACAGAAUCUCCAUUCAGCAAACCUGCCAGACAGGCUCAUGCUUAGGAUCCAUGGAGGCACUGACAGCAGAGACCCAGUUCAGUACCUACAGCAGUGUUUUACAACUUCACUCCCUGGACUUAGAUUUGACUUGGGACUAUCAGGACUGUGUAACUCAGAUCAGACAGCCAGAAUGGUUACAGUUCUGAAGAAUGUUCCUUGUUUGAGGGCACUGGAUCUGUCACGCUCAAAACUAACCACAUCAACACUCCAGCCACUUGUGCAGGGGCUCAGACACAUGUCUCUGUUAGAGGAGCUGGAUUUGACUUUGAACAUUGACUUUGGUGAUGGUGGGUUGGAACUCCUACACAUUUGGCUGUCUAGUGUUCCACACCUGGCUGUACUCCGUCUAAGAUUAGUUGAAAUGACAGCACUAGCUGUGGGUAUGUCAUCUCUAGCUCCCUACAUGCGCCACCUAGUGGGACUGAAAGAACUGGACAUAUGUGGUGACAACUGUAUAAGAAGUGACACUUGGCUGGAAUCUCUCACCGACAUUCUCUGCACCUUCACUGCCCUGCAGGUGUUGGGCCUGACUCGGACUCGUAUCUUCCCCACAGGCUUUCGCACACUGGUCCCUGCACUGUGUAAGUUAACUAGACUGAUCAAACUGGACAUAAGUCAAAAUGACAUAUUAGACUCUGGACUAGAAUGCCUGGCUGCCAUCCUCCCCUACCUCACAGCCUUGAAGGUGUUGCUUCUCAGUAGGACACGUAUUAGUGACAGGGGAAUAUCAUCCCUGAUCAAAGCUCUGCCUCACCUAGUGCAAUUACAGGUGUUGGAUGUGAGCUUCAAUCGCAUAGGGGACUGGGGGAUUGCCUCACUGGUGCAAACACUCUGUCAGCCCAGCAGUGUGGAUAAGGAGCAAAACCCACCUGGUGACAGAGGUCUGACUACAGCCCCUCACUAUGACAGCAGACUACAGGAGCUGUACAUUGGGGGGAAUGAGGAAGUAACAGGAGCCGGACUGGGGAGCGUGGCACAGCUCAUCAGCACAUUGCCGGCACUGACCUAUCUGGACAUGUCUGGUGCCAUUGAGUACACACCUGAUGAUGAUGAUGAUGAGGAGGAGGAGGAGGAUGAUGACGAGGAGGAGGAGGCGGACACACCUGCACACCCGUACAUGUCUGACACCGCUGCCAUGGAUCUGGCUGAGGCUCUAUCAAGACUCCCUGCCCUGGAGCGGCUUGACCUGGGGAACAUCUCCAUGGAGCCUGCAGGGUUCCAGGCUGUGAUGCAGGCUGCUGAGGAACACACUACACUGGAGGAGCUGUUGUACAGUAGGGAUCUACUUCCUGAGGGAGUGGACACCACAGCCAGCUGCCUGGUGCUGACUGACCCCUGAGUUCCCAACAUGCCCACCUGUACAUUGUGUCAGCUGAGUGAAAGUGCUCAACCACACUGAUGACUCCAAUGCUAUGGUAGUUGCUGUACUACAGAGGGAAGGUUACUGUGACCAAAGUGCUGAAGCCACUGCCCUUGUCCCAACUCCCAACAUCUACAGAACUGCUAUUUUUAGAUGGACAAUGUACAACUUAAGCCCAUUCAGAAUCCUUGUCGGAGUAAUUUGUACUUAGUAGGUAUGAAGAAAAGAAAUAAACUAAAUGUAUAUAAUUUAUUGAAAACAGAAAUGUCUAUGAAUCUACAAUCAUUGACUUUUACGUUGUUUGUCAAGCUCUCCCUCUCUCCCCUCUCUCUCACUCUCUCUCGUAGAAAACUUUUUUAACCCCCUUGUUUCAACAACCACAGUCUUUCACUUCGAGAUGACAUGCUGGUACACUACUAUACAGCACUAUGUAGAUAUCAUUAUUGGAGUAUCUGAUAAAUUCCUAUCUAACACACGUACAGUCUCUUAAUUCUUGUGCGUCAGUAGAUAUUUUCCAAGGGCAAAAUGAAUUUUACGUUAU